Molecule: messenger RNA, 810 nt
Organism: Penicillium canariense
Lineage: Eukaryota; Fungi; Ascomycota; Eurotiomycetes; Eurotiales; Aspergillaceae
Exons: 2
Coding region: 1-810 (269 amino acids)
Biological process (GO): peptidyl-proline hydroxylation to 4-hydroxy-L-proline
Cellular component (GO): endoplasmic reticulum
Molecular function (GO): procollagen-proline 4-dioxygenase activity; L-ascorbic acid binding; iron ion binding
Source: RefSeq, a predicted model, not a curated record
AUGCCGAAGCCCAAGCCUAAGAAAUCGGAGCUCGAUGCCCGCGGGCCCUCGACCACCGCCAAACCUUCCGCCCCGCCCACCCCCAACUGGCCACCCCUCCGCCCCCUCCUCCCCGCGGCCGACCUGCACCUCACCCCCCUCGUCCACGACCAAAUCUACCUGAUCCGCAACUUCCUCCCGGCCAGCCUGUGCAAGAGCUAUGCGUCCUUCCUGGCGUCGCUGCCGCUGACCACGACGCCCGGGCGGCCAAAGAAGGACGAGGCGCUCCGGGUAAAUGACCGGUUUCAAGUGGAGGAUGGGCGAUUCGCGGAGAUGUUGUGGGCGGGGACAGCAUUGAGGGAGUUGGUGGUGGAGAGAUUUGGGGAGGAGGGGGGUGAGUUUGGGUAUGAGGACGAAGAUGAAGACGACGAGGACGUUCAAGCGCAGAAGAUGCGCGCGACGUGGGGGGGCCAGCCGCUCGGCUUGAACCCGAAUAUCCGAAUCUACCGCUACUCAGCGGGGCAAUUCUUCGCGCCGCAUUACGACGAGUCCAACGCGCUCACCUUCCGCCCGCCCUCCGCGACCCAGGCCACCCCCGCGCGCACCACCUGGACCCUUCUGAUCUACCUGACGACCUGCAGCGGCGGCGAGACGGUGUUCUAUCCGGAUAGGACGCGCGACAACCGCAAUCCGGCGCCGAUAGCAGUGGCGCCGGAGGUGGGGAUGGCGCUUUUGCAUCGGCAUGGCGAUCACUGCAUGUUGCAUGAGGGGAAGGAAGUGACGGGGGGAGAGAAAUGGGUGUUGCGGAGUGAUUUGGUCGUUGCGAGGUGA